Messenger RNA from Dendrobium catenatum, 1374 nucleotides. RefSeq lists its product as uncharacterized. The coding region runs from base 1 to 1374 and encodes 457 amino acids. The record is from RefSeq and is a predicted model, not a curated record. NCBI's taxonomy places the organism in Eukaryota, Viridiplantae, Streptophyta, Magnoliopsida, Asparagales, Orchidaceae. The transcript is spliced from 3 exons.
AUGGGGUUUAAACAAGUUAAGGAAUUUGUUUACCUUGGCAUUAAGAUGGCUUUGAGAAGAAUGGUGGCUAGUGAUUUUUAUUUCAUCAUUGAGAAAGCACUUAGAUUCCUUAAUACUUGGGGAACAAAGUCUUUAUCCUUAGCAGGGAAUAUAAUACUUAUCAAGACAGUUAUCCUAGCCAUUCCAAACUAUUUCAGCUCUCAUUCUUUGGUGCCAGUUCAAAAUGGAGGCUGUGGAUUAUUUUCUUCAACAACAAGGGUGGCUCCUCUUAGAGCUAGACUAUCUUGGAGAUUCCUAAAUAAUAAGGAGUCUUUAUUACAUAGAACUUUGGCUCCCAAGUAUGGCACAAGAUUUGGAAAUUCCGGAAUUAAGAAAUUUUCUUCCUCUUGGAAAAUUUUAUGCAAUGGAGGCAAAGUGUUGGAUCCUUUUAUCAUAUGGAAAGUAGCUAAUGGAAAUUCAAUCAAUGUAUACAAGGAUAAGUGGAUACUUGAUAGAAGAAUUAAUGAGUGGCCUACGUUUGUAAUUCCUCAAGGUGAUAGAGAGAUUUUUCUGAAUAGAUUCAUUGAAGAUGGAAUCUGGAAUGAGGAUAACUUGAAGCAGAAUUUUGGAAAAGAUAUGGUAGAUCUCAUUCUUAAGAUCAAAAUUGAUCCUAACCAGGAUGAAGAUGUCAGAGAACUUAUUUAUCAAGGUCCUGGGAGGUCUAUUCCUGGGAUGAUCAGUGGAUUUCAGCAGCAAGAUGAGGAUUGGGAACCUUAUUACUGGAUAAAAAAGGCAAAAGUUAUUCCACGGGUGCAAACAUUCAUUUGGAGGUUACUCAAAAAUGCAUUACCAACGUUCCAAUUUCUGGCUCAUAGGAGGUUGCAAGAGAAUGAGAUUUGCCCAAGGUGCUCUUUCGGGAUUGAAGAUAUGGAACACAUUUUUGGUGGCUACAUAAAAAUCAAGGAGGUGAUCACUAAUAUGAACAAGUGGGGCUUUGGAUUGCCUGAAUUCAAUAACUUCCAAGGAUGCUAUAGGUGGAUACACAAUAUCAUUAAGAAUGAAGGUAUGAUUCUAAAUCUAUUCUUCAACGUUGUGUAUUGUUCAUGGAAAGCUAGAAAUAAAUUGGUUCAUGAAGACAUUAAUGAGAGUGUUACUUCUAUUGCUGUUCAAGCAAUCAGCCAAUCUUCGUACUCUAAUUUGAUUUAUAAUCAAAUUUCGGAAUCAUGGGAUGUUAAUCAGUCAUCUAGACUGUUGAAUGCUUGGCAUCCCCCUCCACCCGAGCAGGAGUUGGAGGUAUUAUCAGAGAUUGAAAAGGGAGAUUCUUAUUGGCUUUUGGGAAUUCCUGUAUCCAUUGGGACAUAUACCAAUUGGAAUUUAUGGCUAUCAAAACUUUGA